This is a messenger RNA of Oikopleura dioica, 837 nucleotides long. The record is from the annotation of a GenBank genome assembly. Lineage: Eukaryota; Metazoa; Chordata; Appendicularia; Copelata; Oikopleuridae.
AUGAAAGCCCACGUCGUCGAGCAAAAAGGAGAAACCUUGCUUCCAAACUGGCUUGGUCUCUACAGAUGCGGCAUCAGCAAUCGCUCAGACAGAUAUUUACUCGUCACUAAAUCUAUAACGCGGCGGAUCGAGGUGCUCUCCGAAGCCUUCCGACUCAAGGGGACGAAAAUGGAGAAAAUCGAAAAGAAGCAAAAGAAGGAGAAGAAAAAGGAGGAAAAAGAAGAAGACAAGGAAAAGAAAGAACUCAGGGAGCCUGAGUGGCUGCAAAGUGGAAAUCGCCUUCACCUUAUUCCAUCUGACGCGGAAAGGUUCAGAACUUAUUUGAAAAAUGACCUUGAGCUCUUGCAGCGAUUGAAAUUGAUGAAUUACUCGCUCGAUGUCCGCCUCUGUCCUCAAUCAGACGACGAGAAAGAGGAGAACCACGACUCGGGGCACGAUGGCGGCGCCAAUUCUGGCGACAAUCGCGAUUCUGAAAGCGAUGAAGAGGACGAGUUUGAAUCGUCGGAGGCUCCUACCUUCCGUUUCAAGCUAGAGAAUGGCGGCAUUGUGUAUCUGAGCUUGAAUGAAAUUCUGAACCACUACGAUACCAAGAAAAAGGCCCAAAACGCUGUGAAAUCCGCGACUCAUGGUUGCUGCAAGCAAGUUCCAUGUUGCACCAACAAAGAACUAAAAAGACAAAGCAUCGCAUACGCACAAGAGUUUUAUGACUUGCUUGUCUCCUAUUUUUUCGGCGCAAGCAGGCUCGAUUGCAUCAUGAGUUUGACCGAUUUCAAAAAGACGUCUUUGAUGCAUCCGUCUAAAAACUGUUCUGUCAGUGCAGAGAGCGACUUCUUUUAA